AUGCAUCUUCAAGUUCUCAUUUGUUUCGGCGCCAUUGCGCUUACUGCAACGGCCGCUCCUACUUCCACAUCUCAUGUCGUGCACGAGAAGCGACAAUCGGAACCUCUCAACUGGGUAAAAUUUUCGCGAGUUGAUCCUUCGACUGUCCUACCCGUUCGCAUCGGCUUGACGCAGAGCAACCUUGACAAUGGCCCACGCCUGCUUGAUGAAGUUUCAAACCCAGCAUCACAUAGAUAUGGCCAGCAUUACAACGUGGAAGAAAUCCAUGACAUGUUCGCUCCGCAACCAAACACUGUCGAAACGGUGAGCGCAUGGCUACAAGACUCCGGAAUCGCAGCAAACCGCGUUUCUCGAUCCGUCAACAAGCAAUGGCUGCAAUUCGAUGCUACCACUUCCGAAGUAGAAGCGUUGAUCAAGGCCGAGUAUUACAACUAUGCUCACUAUGGCACUGGCAAAACCAAUAUUGGAUGCGACGGAUACUCUCUCCCACACCAUGUCCGGGAGCAUGUAGAUUACAUCACUCCGGGCUUGAAGCUCUUGACCCCUUCGAGAUCUAGGAAGGAUCCGGAAUUGCAAAAGCGAACUUUUGGUGUAACGAGCAAAAAUCAGCACAUCACUAAACCAAAGAUGAAGGCGUUGCCCGAAACGCUCGCUUCAAUCUUGGCGGCACCUCUAAGCUCUAUUUGCGAUGUGGCUGCAAUCCCCUUGUGUAUCAAGACUCUUUACAACAUCACCACCCCGACCAAGAAUGCCGCUGGCAAUCAACUGGGAAUCUUUGAGGACUUGGAUGACAUGUACAGUCAAACAGAUCUGAAUGAUUUUUUCUUGACCCUUGCUCCCAAUAUCCCACAAGGAACCCAUCCUACCCUUGACAGCGUUGAUGGUGCAACUGCUCCAACCACUGUAACAGAUGCCGGACCCGAGUCUGAUUUGGACUUCCAAAUUUCGUAUCCGAUCAUUUACCCUCAAAACUCUAUUCUUUUCCAGACCGACGACGACGUCUAUGAGGCCAACUAUACUUACGAGGGGUUCCUCAACAACUUCCUUGAUGCAAUUGAUGGCUCCUACUGCACCUACUCGGCCUUUAACGAGACCGGAAACAGCGUUCUCGAUCCUCCGUACCCCGACCCUCAACCUGGUGGCUUCAAGGGCUCGCUCGAAUGCGGCGUCUACAAGCCAACCAAUGUCAUCUCUAUAUCGUACGGUGGCCAGGAAGCCGAUCUACCGGCGUCCUACCAGCAACGCCAAUGCAACGAAUUUAUGAAACUCGGCAUGCAGGGAAUCUCUCUCGUCGUCGCUUCCGGCGAUUCCGGCGUAGCGGGUCCAGCUGGUGACGACAGUGCUGACGGCUGUCUUGGUCCCACCGGCAACAUCUUCUCCCCUGACUUCCCGGCCACUUGCCCAUAUCUUACAACCGCCGGUGCGACGUUCCUGCCUCCAGGCGGUGACGUGACCAAAGACCAAGAAGUUGCCGUCACGCGUUUCCCAUCUGGCGGCGGCUUCUCCAACAUCUACGCCAUCCCCAGCUACCAAGCCAGUGCUGUGGCGACUUACUUUUCGACCGCUGGGACUCAGUAUCCGUACUACUCAAGCACCAACAACAACAGCUUCGGCGCCAACGGAGGCAUCUACAACAAAAAUGGACGGGGCUACCCAGACGUUUCUGCCAUCGGUGACAACGUUGUCAUCUUCAAUAUGGGCGCUGCAACGCUUAUUGGUGGUACAUCGGCUGCAGCGCCGACUUUUGCCUCCAUUCUGAAUCGAAUCAAUGAGGAAAGGAUUGCCGUAGGAAAGAAGACCAUUGGAUUCGUCAACCCGACACUAUACUCCAACCCUCAGGUCCUCCAUGACAUCACCAACGGCAGCAACCCUGGCUGUGGGACUCAAGGGUUUGCGGUCGCCAAGGGAUGGGAUCCCGUCACUGGUUUGGGCACGCCGAAUUAUCCUGCGAUGUUGAGUUUGUUCAUGAGUAUGCCAUGA
Letharia columbiana is the source of this 1980-nucleotide messenger RNA. RefSeq lists its product as uncharacterized. Gene Ontology annotation, molecular function: serine-type endopeptidase activity; tripeptidyl-peptidase activity. The record is from RefSeq and is a predicted model, not a curated record. NCBI's taxonomy places the organism in Eukaryota, Fungi, Ascomycota, Lecanoromycetes, Lecanorales, Parmeliaceae. Bases 1 to 1980 code for a protein of 659 amino acids. Gene Ontology annotation, biological process: proteolysis. The transcript has 5 exons.